Molecule: messenger RNA, 662 nt
Organism: Juglans regia (Persian walnut)
Lineage: Eukaryota; Viridiplantae; Streptophyta; Magnoliopsida; Fagales; Juglandaceae
Product: PE-PGRS family protein PE_PGRS30-like
Exons: 3
Coding region: 1-660 (219 amino acids)
Source: RefSeq, a predicted model, not a curated record
AUGAAUGGGGUAUCUCAAGGACUAGUGUUUAAUUUCAAGGUGGUGGGAAGAGGAAAGGGAUUUUCGUUGGGAUGGAGGGGAUUGUCCUUGGAAUGGUGGGCAAUGAGAUGGCUGGGAACAAAGGUUGUGCAUGCCAACUUGGGGAGUACUGUUGGCAUUGUUAGCAAUGGGUUUGAAGGCAAUGGUGGCAAUGUGGCUUUAGGCAGCAUUGGCACAGAUGGUGGUGGGGAGAGGAAAGGAAUUGUCGGGAUAGUAGUUGGAAUGGAGGGAAUUGAAGGUAUUGUGUUUGGAAUGGUGGGCAUUGGAAUAGCUGGUAAUGGAGGUAGUGCCACCUUGGGGACGGUGGGCAUUGUUGGCAGUGUUGGGAAUUGGGAGCUUGGCAGCGGCGGCAACAUGGACUUUGGAAGAGUUGGCUGUGUUGGCAAUGGUGGCAAUGUGGGCUUUGGAAGAGUAGUUUUUGAUGGUGGUGGGGAGAGGAAAGGAAUUGUUGGGAUUGUAGUUGGAAUGAAGGGGAUUGAAGGGAUUGUGGUUGGAAUGGUGGGCAACGGAAAAGCUGGCAUCGGAGGUAGUGCCACCUUGGGGAUCGUGGGCGUUGUUGGCAGUGUUGGCAAGGGGUUUGUAGGCAAUGGUGGCAAUGUAGGCUUAGGAAGAGUUGGUUGAGU